Penicillium brevicompactum is the source of this 1500-nucleotide messenger RNA. Its product is annotated as arylsulfotransferase family protein. Bases 1 to 1500 code for a protein of 499 amino acids. The record is from RefSeq and is a predicted model, not a curated record. NCBI's taxonomy places the organism in Eukaryota, Fungi, Ascomycota, Eurotiomycetes, Eurotiales, Aspergillaceae. The transcript has 2 exons.
AUGAUAUGUUCUAUGGCCCGCGCGGGCACCAUUCUGGCAGGCUUCUCAGGCCUUGCACAGUCCGCAAAUGAUGCCCUUUGGCCCCUCCAAAGCUUCAAGAGCUCAUCCAUCCAAACACCCUUCUUGAACGUUACCAAGAUGGGCCAAACCGAGCCGGGGUACCUCUUCUUCACACCUCAUGAUAUACUCCGAAAGACUGGGCACCCAGUCAUCUACUCAGACGACGGCCAACUAGUAUGGCAAGGCGAGCCGGGAAAUUACUCCGCGCUCCAGCCACAGAUGUUGGACGGUGAACCCGUUAUAGCCUACUGGUCCGGAUAUGCAGGCGAUGGCUUUGGUUUCGGAGCGAUCACAAUCCUGAACAGUUCGUACGAGGAGAUCCACCGCGUGACGUUGGACUGCAAGAAAGAAGGAUUCGUAACUGUUUUUGAUCCGUUGGACGUUGAUUCGUGCAUUGAUAUCCACGAGAGUCAGCUCACGGAGAACGGAACAAUUCUCGUGACUGCUGUCAAUGUCACACAGGCCGAUCUGAGCGCGGUUGGUGGACCCAAGGAUGGAUGGGUUCAGGAUGCGCUUGUAUACGAGAUCGAUCUGAAGACGAACGAGGUCGUCUUCCGCUGGAGUACCUACGAACAUAACGACGAGGUGGCAAUCACCGACACUCGCGCGCCUUUGGAAGGCUUUGGAGGAAAUAAAUCAGAUCCGUAUGGAUAUCCUCAUUUGAACGCCGUCUACAGAUAUGGGGAUUCAUACCUGGUUUCGUCGCGGUAUAUGUGCAGUCUCUUUUUCAUUGAUGCAGAUGGCUUGGUCACAUGGCACCUCCACGGACGGACCGGCGGUGAUUUCCAAUUAGACCUUGGCACGAGCUUUUGCUAUCAGCACGAUGCACGUUUCGAAUCGCAAAGCGAGGAACGAGUGACUAUCAGCCUUCACAACAACGACAACACCAAGUUUACAGGUCACGCAUCACUCACAACGGGCAUGGUUCUAGACGUAGAACUGCAAGGAUCGAAGAAAGUGACACUCAAGAGUCGUAUGUGGGAUGCUGCUGAGCCUGUGUUUGCACAGUCGCAAGGAAGCUACCAAUCACUCGGCAAUGGACAUAGCUUGCAAAACCACGGUGCAACCCCAAAGAUCGAGGAGUUCGAUGAGGACGGAACCAUUGUCAUGCGUGCGCGCUUUGGCUACGACAACACGAUGCAGACCUAUCGUACAUAUCGGUACCCAUGGGUCGGACACCCGGCCACUAGACCUGACGCCGUGGCCUGUGUGAAUGGCGACGGAACAACUUUUGUUUAUGCCAGUUGGAAUGGUGCAACCGACGUAGAGGCCUGGAAGGUCUCUUCCGGGUCAACAAUCAUGAAAACUGUUGUGCGAAAUGGGUUUGAGACAAGAAUCGCAGUGGACGGUUUGAGCAACGGCGAUUCGCUCGUCGUGGAAGCUGUUGGCGGGGUUGGCGAUGGCACGAGUUCUAAGUCUGUCACACUUGGAGAAUGUUGA